UUUUAUACAAGAUCAAGAAAUUGACCCCCAAACUAACUCUUCAAAAAAGUUAAAUAAUCCGUUAAAUAAUAAAUAAAUGCCCCUAUAUAUAUACCUAACUAUCUAUAAGCAUCAAUUACACCAAUUUCAUCAACUACUUAUAAAUAAUUUCUUUGACCAGCCCAAAAGAAUAAAAUUAAUUUUUUGUAACCCUAAUGGGAACACCAAAAUACAUUGUUCUUUGGGUAUUAUUAGCAAUAUCAACAUCUAAUUUCUCCACAAUUUGCUUGGCAAAAAAGGGUAGUAGUACUAAUUUUGAAGAGAAUGUGAGAACUCAAUGUGGUUUCACAAGAUAUCCAACGUUGUGCGUCCAAACCCUAACAGGGUCGGGCUCACUUAAUCCAAACGUUGAUUUCUUGUCUGUUCUUAUUAACAAGACUAUGUUCGAAACGAAAAUCCCUAGUUUUAGUUCCAAUUUUCAGAUACUCAGCUCCCAUUUCGUUUCUCCUCAAGCUCAACAAGCCCGUUUCGCCAUGGAUUAUUGCGACGAAUUGAUGAGCAUGUCGAUGAAAAGACUAAACCAGGCAAUGGAAGCGCUACAAAAGCCGUCGCCGGAAAAGCAGAAGGUGGAUAUUCAGACGUACCUGAGCGCCGUUUUGACUUUCCAGCAAACGUGCAAAGAUUCCGUUGAGGAUCAUAUCACUUCAAAUGUUUAUAUGAGUGAAAUGUAUAAGAAGAUGGACCGUCUUUCUGAACUGUGCAGCAACACUUUGGCCCUGGCGAAUAGAAUCACUGGGAAUAUUCCGGCGAUUCGCCGGAAUCUUCUUACAGGGGACGGUUAUAAUUUCCCGGGUUGGUUGUCGGCCGGCGACAGAAAAUUGCUUCAGAGUACGAAAAUAAAAGCGAAUGCUGUUGUUGCGAAAGAUGGGAGCGGCGACUACAAGACGGUGACGGAGGCGAUACAGGCGGCGAGUGGUGGCAGAUUCGUAAUAUAUGUGAAAUCGGGGACUUAUAAUGAGAAGAUUAACACUAAUAAGGAUGGGAUUACCUUAAUCGGCGACGGAAAAUACUCCACUGUUAUCACUGCCAGUAGUAGUGUUGGCAAGGGCUCUACACUUCGAGGCUCUGCAACUUUUACAAUUACCGGCGAUGGCUUCAUAGCUCGGGACAUUGGAUUUCAGAAUACGGCGGGGCCGCAGGCGGAGCAGGCGGUGGCGCUGACCGUCGUCUCCGACCAUUCAGUGCUGUACAGGUGCAGCGUCGCGGGAUACCAGGACACGCUCUACGCACUCUCCUUCCGCCAAUUCUACCGCGAGUGCGACAUAUACGGCACCGUCGAUUUCAUUUUCGGCAACGCCGCCGCCGUGUUCCAGAGCUGCAACAUUGUCCUCCGCCGCCCCCGCAGCGGCGGCGCCUACAACGUGAUCCUGGCCAACGGCCGCUCAGAUCCGGGACAGAACACCGGAUUCUCCGUCCAGAACUGUAAGAUCUCAAUCGGAUCGGAUUUCUCCGCCGUGAAAAACUCGUACAAAUCGUACCUAGGGCGGCCGUGGAAGCAGUAUUCCAGAGCGGUGGUGAUGCAGUCGAAUAUCGACGGUGCGAUUUCGCCGCGGGGGUGGGUUGAGUGGCCUGGCGCCGCCGGAUCUACUUACAAAACGCUGUAUUUUGCCGAAUACGAGAAUAUGGGCGCCGGCGGCGGAAAUUCCGGCAGGGUGAACUGGCCGGGAUUUCGUGUGAUUAUGACGGCGGAGGCUGAGAAAUUCACUGUUGGAAACUUCAUUGGUGGGAAUUCGUGGUUGCCUUCCACAGGCGUAACGUUCACUUCCGGCCUCUAAGGAUUUUAUUAUUAAUUCGAAACGAUUUUUUCGCAAUUUAAAGCUAAAAAAAAUUGUGAUUAAUUUAAUUUACACGAAUUUUUAUGAGCAUUUUAAUUUAAAUAUUCGAAAGGAAUUAUAUUCAAUCUUAUUGUAAAUAUUAAUGAUGUUUAAUUUGAGUAAGUUCAUAAGCUCUUCAAAGAUAUUUAAUUUUUUU
Molecule: messenger RNA, 2010 nt
Organism: Erythranthe guttata (spotted monkey flower)
Lineage: Eukaryota; Viridiplantae; Streptophyta; Magnoliopsida; Lamiales; Phrymaceae
Product: putative pectinesterase/pectinesterase inhibitor 54
Biological process (GO): cell wall modification
Molecular function (GO): enzyme inhibitor activity; pectinesterase activity
Source: RefSeq, a predicted model, not a curated record